UGUCCAUUCGGGUCCAAUCGGGGCCACUAUUGUACUACCUAUGGAUGUUGGGCUUCGCGACGGGUCCGGACAUUAGGAGGUCGGCCGCUGUCGUUGUUGGCCGACUGGUCCGCGCCGUACAUCUGGCCGUAUGUCCCGACCGACCGAUGGUUGGCCUUCAGUUUGAACUUUUAAUAAUGGCUUCAGAGUUAGAAAAGUAUGAAAUUUGUGCCAAAAUUCCUGAUAUUAUUAAACAAGAAAUCAAAAUAUUUCACAUUUUCGACGACACGAGCGGUAAAAACAUAUUGUUUGUGACAACCGGUGAUCGGGUCUAUGGGUUGGGCACUAACACUGACGGAGUGCUGGGUUUGGGACACAACCGACCCAUACAUACACCCAAAGAAAUACUGGGAUUAAGUUCACAUAAAAUACACCACUUUUACAAUGGAUGUGAUUAUGUAUUGGCUGUGAAUAGCGAUCGCAACCGUGUGUUCAGUUGGGGUCGCAAUGAUUGCGGACAACUGGGUAGGGAUAUGCCUGACCAUCACGAACCGGGUGAAAUCACCACGCUCGCGUCACCUGAUUUUACCAUAUGUCAACUGAGUUGCGGCAAACGAUCAACACUAGCCCUCACCAGUGAUAGCCGGCCAGCGAUGGACAGGCGUUUAUGUGGGGCCAGCCCCAUGUGGUGGGCCCAGGAUGAACUAGUUAUGAAACCGAUUGGCAAUAUUCCCAUCGAGAGUAUUAAACAAGUCUAUAUUUAUAUGCAAAAUGAUCCGGCACGAACCAGUAGAACCACCAUAAUGGCUUACACGGGCGCUAAAAUCUAUGUACUUACCGCCAAACUGACCCUGUUGGAGACAAACUAUAAAUCGUAUCAUGAAAUCUAUAUUGAUAAAUAUCAGUUGACGUUUAACCAGGUCACUAAUUGUAAUUUGAAUCAUGUUGAUGAUGAAUUGUCUAGAUUAAAUCACAUUCAAUUCAAUGAAGAGUUUAAACACCUGGCUGAUCUUGGCGCUGGAUAUUUUGGGACAGUAUUUAAGGCACUUAAUCCAAAUGAUCAGCAGAUAUACGCGAUUAAAAGGUGUCGUGUUAAAAGUCAGAUUAAAGAAGACCAAGAGCAAAAAUUAUUGUCCGAAACUAAAAUCAUGAUUGAUUUACGUUCAGAAUAUGUCAUUCAAUACUACUAUUCGUGGUUUCAAUACAACUGUCUGUACAUUCAAAUGGAGUGCUGUUUAUAUAAUUUGAUUACAUUUAACAAAAAUAAGCGCAAAAUGUUUGGCAAACACUACAAGAGAUUCAAUUAUUUCAUAUCAUAUGAUAUAUUCAGACAAUUAGUGGAAAGUGUGAAGUAUUUGCACAAAAAUCAUAUCAUUCACAGAGACCUCAAACCCGAUAACGUAUUGAUUCAGUCCAUCGAUAAGACAACCAAACGAUGCCUUAAAUUAUGUGACUUUGGUUUGUCUAAAGAGAUGAACAAAUACACCGAUGCCUUCAAAAUGACUGAUUUAGACAUUCAAUUCCAGGCACCGGAGGUGAGCACCGGGUGCUAUGACCACAAAAUAGAUGUCUAUAGUCUGGCAAUGAUUGGGGCAAAUUACUUGCAUUGAGACAAAUGAUGAAGAAUU
Medioppia subpectinata is the source of this 1607-nucleotide messenger RNA. The record is from the annotation of a GenBank genome assembly. NCBI's taxonomy places the organism in Eukaryota, Metazoa, Arthropoda, Arachnida, Sarcoptiformes, Oppiidae.